This is a messenger RNA of Salvia splendens (bonfire salvia), 1419 nucleotides long. Its product is annotated as leucine-rich repeat extensin-like protein 3. The record is from RefSeq and is a predicted model, not a curated record. Gene Ontology annotation, molecular function: protein binding. Lineage: Eukaryota; Viridiplantae; Streptophyta; Magnoliopsida; Lamiales; Lamiaceae. Bases 1 to 1419 code for a protein of 472 amino acids. The transcript has a single exon.
AUGAAGCCUUUUCACUUGUUCCUCUGCACCAUCUUCCUCCUUCUCAACGUCUCCCGCGCCACAGAUGAUGAUCCGGACCACCAGAUGCGACGCCUCCUGUCCUACCAAGGCGAGCCUCUAGCAGUCGAUCCCGGGCUCAAUAUCGACAACCCUAGGCUCAGGAACGGCUACAUUGCACUCCAAGCUUGGAAAAAAUCCAUGUUCUCUGAUCCACACAACAUCACUGCCAACUGGAUCGGACAAGACGUUUGCAACUACACCGGUGUCAUCUGCUGGCCCACGCCCGAGUUCCCGCACGAGCUCACGGUCGCAGGCAUUGACCUCAACCACGGUGACAUAGCCGGGAGCCUCCCCAAUGAGCUAGGCCUCCUCUACGACCUCUCCUUGAUCCACUUAAACUCGAACAGAUUUUGUGGGACCGUUCCGAAGACUUUUGUCAACAUGAAGCGCCUCCACGAGCUGGACCUCAGCAACAACCGCUUUGCAGGGACGUUCCCUAAAGUCAUGCUCCAGCUACCGAGCCUGAGGUACCUAGACAUCCGUUUCAAUGAAUUCGAAGGCGAACUCCCAAGAAAACUCUUUGAGUUAGACCUUGAUGCCAUAUUUGUCAACAACAACAGAUUCUCCUCUGCUCUGCCUGACAACAUAGGCAAAUCUCGCGUCUCUGUCAUCGUUUUAGCUAACAACAACUUCCGAGGGUGUGUUCCAGCAGGCUUAGGCGAGAUGGGAGAGACGUUGAACGAGCUAAUCCUCAUAAACACUGGUCUUUCGUCGUGCUUCCCAAGUGAAAUAUCGAAGCUGAAGAACUUGACCGUGCUGGACUUGAGCAAUAACCAGAUUGUUGGUGAGUUGCCUCAUGCUAUCGGGGAAAUGAACAUGCUGGAGCAGCUUAACGUGGCACACAACAUGAUGUCCGGAAAGAUAGCUGACCAGAUAUGUGAGCUUCCGAACUUGGAUAACUUUGUGUACGACAACAACUUCUUCUCGGAAGGGUCUGCUUCGUGCCCAAAGCUGCCUAAGUUUGCUGACAAGAUGAACUGUUUGAAGGAGAGGCCGAACCAGAGAUCCGCGUUGGAGUGCCAAAGGUUCUUGGCUCGGCCGGUUAACUGUGAUGGCUUCAAAUGCAAUCAUUCCAAUACAGAACCACCACCUAAGGUGGUGCCAUGUGCACCACCACAACCACCCCCCGCUCAGCCAUCUCUGCCUCCACCUACCAAGCCACAGCCCGCGCCAUCACCACAACCAUCAGCACCACCACCACAACCACCAUUGCCAUCACCACAACCAUCAGCACCACCAUCCCCACCACCACAGCCACCAUCAUCACCACCACCACAACCACCAUCAACACCACCACCAGAAGCUCAGCCUCCUGCUCCAAACGCUACAACACCAAUGUGUCCGUGCCAACAACCAUAA